Messenger RNA from Manis pentadactyla (Chinese pangolin), 4701 nucleotides. It is a transcript of the gene SLCO3A1, whose product is annotated as solute carrier organic anion transporter family member 3A1. NCBI's taxonomy places the organism in Eukaryota, Metazoa, Chordata, Mammalia, Pholidota, Manidae. Gene Ontology annotation, molecular function: protein binding. Gene Ontology annotation, biological process: sodium-independent organic anion transport; transmembrane transport; prostaglandin transport. Gene Ontology annotation, cellular component: membrane. Bases 145 to 2277 code for a protein of 710 amino acids. The transcript is spliced from 10 exons. The record is from RefSeq and is a predicted model, not a curated record.
UUCCACCUCUCCGGCCCCGGCAGGACGGGGGCGGCCGCCGCGGGCCCGGGGCGCGGACAGCACGCAGCCUUGCCGCGCACACCCCCGCCCGGCAGCGGCCCCGACUCCCGGGCCGAGCGGGAAGGCGGCGGCGGCGGGGGAAGGAUGCAGGGGAAGAAGCCGGGCGGCUCGUCGGGCGGCGGCCGGAGCGGCGAGCUGCAGGGGGACGAGGCGCAGCGGAACAAGAAGAAGAAAAAGAAGGUGUCCUGCUUCUCCAACAUCAAGAUCUUCCUGGUGUCCGAGUGCGCCCUGAUGCUGGCGCAGGGCACGGUGGGCGCCUACCUGGUGAGCGUCCUGACCACCCUGGAGCGGAGGUUCAAUCUGCAGAGCGCCGACGUGGGCGUGAUCGCCAGCAGCUUCGAGAUCGGGAACCUGGCGCUCAUCCUCUUCGUGAGCUACUUUGGGGCGCGCGGGCACCGGCCGCGCCUCAUCGGCUGCGGCGGCAUCGUCAUGGCCUUGGGCGCCCUGCUGUCGGCGCUGCCCGAGUUCCUGACCCACCAGUACAAGUACGAGGCAGGCGAGAUCCGCUGGGGCGCCGAGGGCCGCGACGUCUGCGCCGCCAACGGCUCGGGCAGCGACCAGGGUCCCGACCCCGACCUCAUCUGCCGCAGCCGGACCGCCACCAACAUGAUGUACUUGCUGCUCAUUGGGGCCCAGGUGCUCCUGGGCAUCGGUGCUACCCCUGUGCAGCCCCUGGGCGUCUCCUACAUCGACGACCACGUGCGGAGGAAGGACUCCUCGCUCUACAUAGGAAUUCUGUUCACCAUGCUGGUAUUUGGACCAGCCUGCGGAUUUAUCCUGGGCUCUUUCUGUACCAAAAUCUAUGUGGAUGCAGUCUUCAUUGACACAAGUAACCUGGACAUCACUCCGGACGACCCCCGCUGGAUCGGAGCCUGGUGGGGCGGCUUCCUGCUCUGUGGUGCCUUACUCUUCUUCUCUUCCCUCUUGAUGUUCGGGUUUCCACAGUCUCUGCCCCCGCACGCAGACCCCGCCAUGGAGAGCGAGCAGGCCAUGCUCCCCGAAAGAGAAUACGAGAGACCCAAGCCCAGCAACGGGGUCCUGAGGCACCCCCUGGAGCCGGACAGCAGUGCCUCCUGCUUCCAGCAGCUGAGAGUGAUCCCACAGGUCACCAAGCACCUGCUGUCCAACCCUGUGUUCACCUGCAUCGUCCUGGCCGCCUGCAUGGAGAUCGCAGUGGUGGCCGGCUUCGCUGCCUUCUUGGGGAAGUACUUGGAGCAGCAGUUCAACCUCACCACCUCCUCUGCCAACCAGCUGCUCGGGAUGACUGCGAUCCCAUGUGCCUGUCUGGGAAUUUUCCUGGGUGGUCUCCUGGUGAAGAAGCUCAGCCUGUCUGCCCUCGGGGCCAUCCGCAUGGCCAUGCUCGUCAACCUGGUGUCCACAGCUUGCUACGUCUCCUUCCUCUUCCUGGGCUGUGACACGGGCCCCGUGGCUGGGGUUACUGUCCCCUAUGGAAACACCUCAGCACCUGGCUCGGCCCUGGACCCCUACUCGCCCUGCAAUAAAGACUGUGAAUGCCAAACCGAUUCCUUCACUCCGGUGUGUGGGGCAGACGGCGUCACCUACCUGUCGGCCUGCUUCGCCGGCUGCAACAGCACGAAUCUCACCGGCUGCGCAUGCCUCAUGACUGUCCCACCUGAGAACGCAACCGUGGUUCCUGGAAAAUGCCCCAGUCCCGGGUGCCAAGAGGCCUUCCUGACCUUUCUGUGUGUGAUGUGUGUCUGCAGCAUGAUUGGGGCCAUGGCUCAGACGCCCUCGGUCAUCAUCCUGAUCAGGACAGUCAGCCCUGAACUCAAGUCUUACGCCCUGGGAGUUCUCUUUCUCCUCCUCCGUUUGUUGGGCUUCAUCCCCCCACCCCUCAUCUUUGGGGCCGGCAUCGACUCCACCUGCCUUUUCUGGAGCACCUUCUGUGGGGAGCAAGGCGCCUGCGUCCUGUACGACAACGUGGCCUAUAGGUACCUGUACGUCAGCAUCGCCAUCGCGCUCAAGUCCUUCGCCUUCGUCCUGUACACCACCACGUGGCAGUGUCUGCGGAAAAACUAUAAGCGCUACAUCAAAAACCACGAGGGCGGACUGAGCACCAGUGAGUUCUUUGCCUCUACUCUGACCCUAGACAACCUGGGGAGGGACCCUGUGCCCGCAAAACAGACACAUAGGACAAAAUUUAUCUAUAACCUGGAAGAUCAUGAGUGGUGUGAAAACAUGGAGUCCGUUUUAUAGUGACUAAAGGCAGGGUGAACUCUGUAUUAGUAAUCAAAGGGUCAUUUUUCCUACAAAAAGAAAAAAAAAGGUUUCCCAAAAAAAAAAAUCGAUACACAUGUAAACGCAUACACACACACACACACACACACACACACACACACACACACAUGACCUUUGUCCCUUUUCCUCAAAAUCAGAGCCAGACAGAAUUCAGAAUAAGCGCAUGGGACCAUGUGUUUGAUGUGCAGCCCACUGGGGCUUGUCUACUCUUUGAAGGCACCUCAUGGUUUUUCAGGAUGCCGACAGCUGCAAGCAACAGGCACUGCCAAAUUCAGGGAACAGUGGUGGCCAGCUUGGAGGACGGACAUUUCUGGAUAUACAUACACAUACAAAACUAAACAAAAAAAUUUUUUUAAGUCUACUAAAAAAGCCCAAGUUGACGACAUUGCCAGAAUAAGCACUAGUGACACACCCCGUGCCACCCUCCCGCCUCCACGCGGGGGUGGGGCCGGGCACAGGUCAGAGGGGCGGAAGCCCGUGCCUCUCUCUAACUCUCGCAAUAUGGGUCACUGUGUAGACGACUCACCCGGUCUGCAUGUGGUUCCAGGCCCCAGAGUUCUCAGCGAUGCUAACGGGUGAUGUGUGCUGGAGUCUGUAAUUGGCGCCUCUCACCAGCUCCAUUCUCAUGUUCAAGACUGAGGGCCCAAGGGGGGAGCUGGGCGUGGGGGGCCAGCACCUCUCCUCCCCCCACAGCGCCUCCCAGUGGUGGGCACCGCCUCCCCCCAGCCCCGCAGAGUGACCUCAGGAAGCCGUGGGCCUUGUCUGGCUAUGACUGACUUCGCUCAGAGCCGGCGAAACCCAACCUAGUCCAAGUCAUUUGCUUACAUUUGCCAAACAUUUUGCCAUUUUUAAAAAAAAAAAAACAAAAAAAACCACAAUGCAUAUGAAUUUCAAACUGUUGUAUGUAUAAUCCUCGGAUACUAUUUUUAACGACUUCUAAACUCUGUGUUAACCCUUCAGUAACUAACACAGUUCUCUAGGCUGAAUUUAUUAUGCUGGUUGCUUUGACUCUUCUCCUUUUUUUAAUGCACCAAAAAUAUAAUGUGAUUCAAGGGAUGCAAUUAACCUAUUGUAAUUUUUUUAUCAUUUUAUCCUCAUUCGGAUAGUCUGCAAAAACAAUAUAGAUCGUGUUACAAAAUAGAAAAAAACAUGCUUGAAAAAGAGGGUGUCAUGCACCCUGCCUUUCAAAGAAUCACAUUUGAGACAACAGGGGAUAAUGUGAUGAAUUGCAAAUUUGUCUUCUCGCUUUAUUCCCUGUGAUUCAGUGAUCGCUGUCAUGGGAAGGAAGCCCUUUUAUAUUCAUGCUUCACCUUCCAAGAGGCGUUCUUUCCAGCCUGUGGAGGAGGCGCCCUUAGAUGUGGGCUGUAUGUCUGGGUGCAGUGCUUCUGGGGAUGGGAAAGAGAAAGACCGGAUCCCCGGCCCAAGCUGUUGAGCCCUCUGUGGUGUCGGUGAAAAUGAAUAGAGCCACGAGCUCCUGGAAGCUACUGCAUGGCCAGUGCAUGAAAAUGUCAGUAAUGCUUUCAGAGUCAGUCUGGAACGAAGAGGCCUUUGUCUGUGUGCGUUUUGAAAGUGACUGAAUCUCACGGCAGGUAGAGAGCUAACCUGUCGUUGCUCGGGGCAGCAAUGGUGGGGAAACGUCUUGCAGUCAGCAGACUCAGGCUUCGAAGGCCAUUGCCGUAAGGGGACAGAGUUUAUGUGAGAGCCGCGCACACGCACACACAAAGGGCCUGUUAACUUACCUUUCCUGCCUCUUCGUUCCUCGCCCCGUGAAGGGCUCCAGCGUUGUUUGGUUGGUCAGUCUGCUUUUCCUCCUACAACACAUAUUUGCAGUUCAACCAGAGGCCAACAAAAGAAUCAGGAAAGAAAAGAGUGGGUAGGGAGUAAGGGUGUUGUGCCAAAUUUUUAACAAACACUGGAAGUGGGGCGGUUUGAGUGACAGUCCAAAACUAGAGGAUGCACAGCCGAGCAAGGACCCCCAAAAGCAUCUCUUGUCAUGGUGCGGGGCCCCCGGGAUCCGCUGCUUGGGACACGACCCUUCUGAAGCAGCCCUUCUGUUUAGUUUGAGUCUGUCCUUGUUCAUGAAAAUGGGGACAGUCAUCAAUAUGGUAACUAGUAAAAGGUGGUGGGAUUGUUCUCCAGUUCAUAAAAAUGUGUACGCUGUGUUGCUCUUAAGGCUUUGAUGCCGUUCUAUACAGGUUUGGGUCAGCGUUGUUUUGAAAAUGUAUUGUUAAUAGGUCAUUGCCCUCUUAAUACAUCAUUGUGUAGCUCUCCAAACUGCACACCGACUGAGGCCCCAGGACCCUGUGUUUCAUGGCGCUAUUUGUUUUUUUUUAAAAAAAAAAAACAACCUUUUAAAAAAAUAUAUUUCAAAAAUUCUUUGCA